AUGGCCACGCUUGACAUAUGCGCCUUCUCAUGCAAAGGCAUAGACAUCAGUAUUAAGAACUACCAACCCUGGACGAACUGCAAAGCAGCUGCUGUAUUCUUGGUACCAUGGGUCGACCACAAAACCGUCAACAUGACAGGCCUCGUGACCUACCUCCAGUCCUUUGGCGGGACAGACGUUCCUGAGUGGAAAGCGAUGAACUGGUUCUUCUGCGCAAAGGAGUGCGCUAAUAGGGAGAUGAACGAAUGGUUGAUCUAUAAGCCUAUGAGUAUAUGCAAAGACGAAAUGUGUGAGGUUUGGGAGUGGGAUGGCAAUGCUGACAUUGUUGGCAUUGGGAUGAUGUUGGUUUACCUGAUGGGUGCUAUUCUCGCCACUCUUUACGUGGCAUCGUCCUUGAGCAGUAUGUAUGUCGAGAGCGAUUACACUACCUUCAAAACCCGAACACCAUCGAAGGAACAGGGUUUCUGGAAUAGCAUUCGCAGUAUGUUUUAUAACAGCCUCGGCGCGUUCCACACUGCCUUAGGCCUUUUGACAGCUUCAGUCCUACUCGCUACUCUUGUCAUCUGCGGUCGGAAGGAGAGCGUGUACGACAUUAACAUGUCACGACUCGCCUGUGCUGUUUUGUCAGCGUCUGACUUUCUCACUCUUCCAAUUUAUCUCGACAUUGAGCGCAAGUCCAUUUCUGGUUGCUUGAUGGGGGUUGUUAUAGGGAUGCUCUUUACAGUAAUGACGAGCUUUAGUUCUACUGCUGAAACUGCAGCUAGAUUGCAUGGAAGAGUGCCUUUUGAGGCAAAUUGCUGGGACUCAAAGGCAUCGCUCAAAGCCAUUAGUACGAUACUCGCCUUUCACUUUCUUCCUGCUGUCACUGCUAUGCUCGCCGGUUUGACAUACCUUGUUGGAAAGUACGCCAAGAUCUCAGCGGAACAAGUACCCGUGCUAGGCUGGCUCUUCUUUCGUGUACCUUGGAUUUUGAGCUCUGUCUUCUUUUUCAUCUUCAUGUGGACUGCCCUUGGGAGUCUUUUCACACUGAGGGCGGAUAUUGCGAGUGUAAAUGGCGGGGGAGUGCAGGAUUCGGAGGGCUCUUGGGGGUUUGGACAGAUUUUGGCGCUCGCGACUUGGGUUCCUGUUAUGGAAGAAGCAAUUGUUAUUCUUUUCAAGAAUGGCUUGUACGUAAACCAGCGGCGGACCAAUAAGCAUUACGUUAGUGUUGAGGCCUUUGCUGGGACAGAAGAGGCAGAGGCGUUAGUCCCUGUGCAAACACAAAGUCAGGAAAUGGAAGCUCUUAGGAAUAUGCCUUGA
Molecule: messenger RNA, 1299 nt
Organism: Fusarium mangiferae
Lineage: Eukaryota; Fungi; Ascomycota; Sordariomycetes; Hypocreales; Nectriaceae
Exons: 3
Coding region: 1-1299 (432 amino acids)
Source: RefSeq, a predicted model, not a curated record